Messenger RNA from Boleophthalmus pectinirostris (great blue-spotted mudskipper), 1840 nucleotides. It is a transcript of the gene sike1, whose product is annotated as suppressor of IKBKE 1. NCBI's taxonomy places the organism in Eukaryota, Metazoa, Chordata, Actinopteri, Gobiiformes, Gobiidae. The coding region runs from base 558 to 1289 and encodes 243 amino acids. The record is from RefSeq and is a predicted model, not a curated record. The transcript has 5 exons.
UAAAUAAAUAAAAAUAAAUAAAUAAAAUAAUAGACCUAAUUAAACGACACCUUUAUUACCAGCAGAAUGAAAUGUCCAAUUACGUUUCAUUAAUGAAUGUGUUUGUUGCUAAUAUUUGUAUAGUAUUUACUUUAAACGGUUACAAAACAUAACUAAACAAAUACAGUUUGAACGCUUUCAAUUAUACGAUUCACGGUUACCGCCCAGUGAACUAUAAUAAAAUCAUAUUAUAGAUCCAUGUUACUCCCGUAUCACCACGAGAUGGCGCUGAAAGAUAAACAGCGGAAGUGACGUUUCUUCAAGCCUCUCACGGAAAUGACAGCCACCACAACAAACAAGAGUUUAGUUUGAAAUGUGAGCAUUUAUUGUACACCUUUUUCCACCAUUUAACAAUUUAUAUGGGUUUAUAAAGGUACGCCACAGGUAGACACUAACAGGAGACAGUUAGCAACGUUAUAAAGGCUACAUUAAGCUGCUUUAAUUCUGCUCCUAACGAAUCGCUCAGUUGGCUCUAGCUCGAUAAAAGUUAGUUCGAUAGGAGCUAUUAUUUGCGGUAAAUGGCCUGCACUUUGGAAAAGGUGCUGGGCGAUGCUCGGACGCUUCUGGAAAGGCUGAAAGAGCACGACACCGCGGCCGAAAGCCUGAUCGAGCAGUCGGGGGCCCUCAACCACACCGUGCAGAGCAUGAGAGAGGUGGGCAACGCUCCUCCUGAAAAGCAUAUAGAAGAUGCCUCAGUGAUUCAAGAGCUCAGCAAAUACAAGCCACAUGCACUUCUAACUCAGGAAAACACUCAAAUCAAGGAACUCCAGCAAGAAAACAAAGAACUAUGGCUGUCUCUAGAAGAACACCAGUAUGCUCUAGAACUCAUCAUGGGUCGGUAUCGCAAACAGAUGCUCCAGCUGAUGAUGGCAAAGAAGGAACUGGACACAAAGCCUGUGCUUUCAAUGCAUGAGGAUUAUGCUAAGGAGGUGCAGGGUCAAUUAGAGAGGAUAUGCGAGAUGGGCCAGGUGAUGAGGAAAGCGGUGCAAGUAGACGACCAGCAUUACUGCUCUGUUAGAGAGAGGUUGGCACAAUUAGAGAUUGAAAACAAGGAAUUACGUGACCUUCUGACCAUCAGCAAGGCAUCUGUAUGUGUACCAAAAGAAGAUUCUAAUGAACCAGCCCCAGCAACAAAAAUUAUACCCACUACUGUCACAACAACAACUAAAAUGGAAGAGACAAUCUUGACCCCAACCACUACAGUGCCACAGGAAGCAAAUUCAGAACCAGAAUCUAGUACAGAUCAGUGAAAAACACCACCAACAUUCACUAUCUAUAUUUGUAUUACUAUGCGCAUAUCUUUGUAGCAUCACAAAUCACCACAUUCUCACUGUAGUCUUUUUUCUAUUUGGCCAAAAUUGACUUUUUCUACCUCUAAUGUGAUCCAAUUUAGCAACGCAAAGCAUAAGCAAAUGUAAAUAGCCACAGCUGCCAUGGUUUACUGUACUAUCUUCUAGUCUUUCCAGUUAAUGUAGCUUAUACGCUCAGUGUCAAGACUGUUUUUAAACACAAUAUAGCUGAAGACUUGCAGUAGACAAUUUCUAUGUUUAUUGUCAGUUGUGAAUUUAUAUAUGCAUUGUUGGUGCAUUAUUUUUCCAUCUAUGCUUCCAGGUGCCAAUUUUUUUCUAAUAAUGUAUUUCUAAAUUAUGUAUACCACUUUACAGCACAGUUUGUUUAAAGUUUUAGAAAGUGUGUUUUGAAAAUCGCCUGUGUGGUCAAACGAUGUGCAUUGUCAUCUCAGGAAAUCAGUGUUACAGUGGUGUGUUCAAAAUUAAUAAAAAUAAAGUUGGUAUAAAAUGUU